GCUGCGCUGGCCCGCCGCCCGCGCCCCCCCGGCCCGGGGCCCGCCCCCCGCGGCGCGCCACUUCCGCGUGCAUGGCCCUGCUGCCCCGGGUCUGCAGCGCGAGCUGGCGGCGGGCGGCGCGCGCCAUCCCCGACCUCCCGCUGCCCGCGGCCGCCGGCGUCCCGCGCGCCCUGUCCAGCGCCAUGGCUGGCACGCAGGAGCCGCAGCCGCACUGCCCGCCGCCCGCCGCCGCCUGCUACGACUACCUGGUGAUCGGGGGCGGCUCGGGCGGGCUGGCCAGCGCGCGCAGGGCGGCAGAGCUCGGCGCCAGGGCCGCCCUGGUGGAGAGCCACAAGCUGGGUGGCACUUGCGUAAAUGUCGGAUGUGUACCCAAAAAGGUAAUGUGGAAUACAGCUGUCCACUCUGAAUUCAUGCACGAUCACGUUGAUUAUGGUUUUCAAAGUUGUGAGGGUAAAUUCAACUGGCGUGUCAUUAAGGAAAAGCGGGAUGCCUAUGUGAGCCGCCUGAACACCAUAUAUCAAAACAACCUAACCAAGUCCAAUAUAGAAUUCAUCCACGGCCAUGCAGCGUUCACUAGUGAUCCCCAGCCCACAGUAGAAGUCAAUGGGAAAAAAUACACGGCGCCUCACAUCCUGAUCGCCACAGGUGGUGUGCCCUCCAUUCCCCACGAGAGCCAGAUCCCUGGUGCCAGCCUUGGAAUAACCAGUGAUGGAUUUUUUCAACUAGAAGAAUUGCCUGGCCGCAGUGUCAUCGUUGGUGCAGGUUACAUUGCUGUGGAGAUAGCUGGGAUCCUCUCGGCCCUGGGUUCUAAGACAUCACUGAUGAUACGGCAGGAUAAGGUACUUAGAAGUUUUGAUUCCAUAAUCAGCACCAACUGCACGGAAGAGCUGGAGAAUGCUGGCGUGGAGGUGCUAAAGUUCUCCCAGGUUAAGGAAGUUAAAAAGACUUCAUCGGGCUUGGAACUUCUCAUGGUUACUUCCGUCCCUGGUAGGAAACCCACCAUGACCACGAUUCCAGAUGUUGACUGCCUGCUCUGGGCCAUUGGGCGGGACCCAAACUCCAGGGGUUUGAAUUUAAACAAAGUGGGGAUUCAAACCGAUGACAAAGGUCACAUCAUAGUGGAUGAAUUCCAGAAUACCAACGUAAAGGGCGUCUACGCAGUUGGGGAUGUGUGUGGAAAAGCUCUCCUUACUCCAGUUGCAAUAGCUGCUGGCCGAAAACUUGCCCAUCGACUUUUUGAAUGCAAAGAGGAUUCCAAAUUGGACUAUGACAACAUCCCAACCGUAGUCUUCAGUCACCCUCCUAUUGGCACAGUGGGACUCACAGAAGAUGAGGCCAUUCGUAAAUAUGGGAAAGAAAAUGUGAAGACCUAUUCCACCACCUUUACUCCAAUGUAUCAUGCAGUUACCAAAAGGAAAACAAAAUGUGUGAUGAAAAUGGUCUGUGCCAACAAAGAGGAAAAGGUGGUUGGAAUCCAUAUGCAAGGAAUUGGAUGUGAUGAGAUGCUGCAGGGUUUUGCUGUCGCAGUGAAAAUGGGAGCAACGAAAGCCGACUUUGACAACACGGUCGCCAUUCACCCUACCUCUUCAGAAGAGCUGGUCACUCUCCGUUAGGGACCCAGGCUUGGGCGGCUGGCAGCUGGACUCGUAGACUCUCCGAAUCAAACCAAAUACGUUUAUUUCCUGUUCCAG
This is a messenger RNA of Microcebus murinus (gray mouse lemur), 1691 nucleotides long. It is a transcript of the gene GSR, whose product is annotated as glutathione-disulfide reductase. Gene Ontology annotation, biological process: glutathione metabolic process; cell redox homeostasis; cellular response to oxidative stress. NCBI's taxonomy places the organism in Eukaryota, Metazoa, Chordata, Mammalia, Primates, Cheirogaleidae. Gene Ontology annotation, cellular component: cytosol; mitochondrion. Gene Ontology annotation, molecular function: NADP binding; flavin adenine dinucleotide binding; glutathione-disulfide reductase (NADPH) activity. The record is from RefSeq and is a predicted model, not a curated record.